This is a messenger RNA of Hydra vulgaris (swiftwater hydra), 2551 nucleotides long. Its product is annotated as protein FAM161A. NCBI's taxonomy places the organism in Eukaryota, Metazoa, Cnidaria, Hydrozoa, Anthoathecata, Hydridae. The record is from RefSeq and is a predicted model, not a curated record. Gene Ontology annotation, cellular component: cilium. Gene Ontology annotation, biological process: cilium organization.
UGUGUAUAUAUUUUUUUUAAAUAUAUAAUUAUUAAUAGAUUACAAAUACAACAUCAGUGAAAAUAGUUUAGGAGCAUUUGAAGAUUUUUAUGUUUUGCUUUAAAUAAAAUGUCAAAUCACAUCAUAGUAAACCAAAGAAAUUCUUGCGUAUUUCAACCGCGUAACCCACAAACAGGAUUGCCAACUACUUUUCUUGAAAGAAAACUGUUUGACUUUAGUUCACUUGGUGGAAGUACUAAUGUUACUGAAAUUGAAAGUAAAGAUAAAAUAAAUACUUUGAAAAACAAUAAAUUAGUGUGUAAACAAUGUUUCAAAAAGUUGCCUGGUGAAUCUGAACAUGUUUUAUCUUUGCAUAAAGAAGAUGAAAGUUUUGUAGAGGAUUCUUUGAAUAAUCAGAAUAACUUUUCUUUGUCUAAAUUAAAUGAGAGUGAUGAAGAAAAACCUUAUUAUCAGCCAGAUAAAGAAAAAUUUUAUGAAUCUCUGAAUUCAGAAGAACUUAAAAAACUAAUCGAUGAUGAUGAGAAAUUUUUUAGCCAUCUUGAAUUUCUUAAAAAUGAAAACAAAAAAACAUUAAAAAAACUAGAAAGGUUAUAUAAUAUUUCAUUAGAAGUUGCAAAAGUUAAGAAAGUUAAAAAAAAUGGUUGUGGUAUUUCAUAUGGGUCUAAUAAAAAGGAACAAGAAAAAACUUUUGCUGCAAGUAAUAAAAGUUGUUCGUCAUCUGAUGAUGAAGGUGAGAUUCUUGAAGAAAAUGAUCAAAAUAGUAUAACUUAUGAACAUAGCGAUUUUCGAAGUGGAGCAUUAUCAUAUGAUGUAAUUUCAAACAUGUGGGAUAACUUUUCAGUUGAAGAAUAUGCACCUUAUGUCAAAACUUCUCCACGUAAAAACAAGAGUUGGUCUCCUUCAAUUACAAUACCAGAACCAUUUCAAAUGACUAUUAGAGAUGAAAAAAAAGGUAAAAAAAAGUCUAAAAAAAUCCAAAAAAUAGAAGAUGAGUUGUUACUAAAACAAUUAAGGGAAGAAGCUGAAUUACACAAGAAAAUUGUCCCAACACCUAUUCCUGCAAGCACAUUUCUGCCUCUAUAUGAAGAAAUAAAUAGGCAACAAGAAAGAAAUCGGCGUUAUAUUAGAAAUAUUAAAAAACAUAUGCUUAUAUCAACUCAACGGCCAUUUUCAUUUAUUAAGAGAGAAGAAGCAAAAAAAGAUUUAAAACGAAGCUAUUCAGCUGAAACCAUUAACACACAAAAAAAUAAUCAGUUUCAUGCAAAACCAUACCCAGAAAAAUUAUUUGACUUAUCUCUGGCUGACAAAAUGGCAGAAGAAGAUGAAUAUCGCAAAAUUAAAAUAAAACUUAGAGCUCAAGAGCUUUUAGCAAGUUCCUCGUUACCACCAAGCAUGAAAAGACGUGACAAAGUGCAUUAUAAAAUGACCAAAAAAAAUGAAAAUUCUAAAAAUGAUCGCAAAAGUUUUAAACCUGUUGUUCAUCAUGAGAUACCAGAUUUUGAAAGUUUACAUAAAAAAAUUAUAAAUGAACUUGAAGAAAAGAAAAGGUUUAAUUUAUCUACAGUUUGCAAUCCUUUUGAACUCAAAACAAUGAAAAUACCUGAAAGAAGAUUAAUCUUUAAAAAAAAUUCUUCUAAAGAUUCUUCUAAAGAUAAUUCUCAAUUGAAUAGAUCUUGUAAUACAAAAGCAAAAAGUCCAACUCAUUCUCACAUGAAGUCUGAACAAUCUCCAACUUACAGCUUAAAUGAAACAGCUCGUCUACGUCAAGAACGCUUAAAGUCAACCAUUGAAAAAAGUAAAAUUGAUAGUUUGCGAAAAUCAAUUGAAGAAACAAAGAAAAGAAAAGAACAAGAGAAUUUGCGGAAGUCGCUGGUUACGAAAGUGGCAUCUCAAGAUCCUUCUAGAAAUAGAGAAGUAGAAAAUGAGGAGAAAAUAAAACGCUUCAGAGAAGCCGAUUAUGCGAGACGGUGCGAAUAUGAUAAAUACUUACAUGACAUUAAUACAAAGUUGAAUUCACGACCUUUAUUAUUUGAACGUGAAUCGCAGACAAAUGCUAAACUCAAAGCUAGUCGUAGAUACGAAGAAGUAUUGAGAGACGCCGGUGUUUGCGAAAAUGACCUUGAAAAAAUAAUGCGUCGCCAGGUUAAUUCACAAACAAGUGAGUUUUUUGAAGAAAGUAUGAAUAAAAAAAGUAAUGAAAGUUCUGAUUUUGAAAAUAAUAAGAAAAACGCAAGUCAUAAUAUUUCUUCUGAUGACGAUAUUUCUUCAUUAGAAGAUAAAGUAUUUAAAGAUUCUAUUGCUGAAGAUCAUAAUGCUAAUUUAUCCAAUGGAUCUGAUGGAGAAGGUGGUACUUUUACUUCAGAAAAUGACGGUUUAAAUAGUAAAAGCAGUGAUGACGGCAGCUAUAAACAAUCAUGAUUUGUAAAGGUCAUGUUUGUCAAAUAAUCAUAAAUCGGACAGGCUGUGACGGAGUUAAUUUUAAGUAGUUAAAAAUUAGAAAAGCAUCCAUAGCAACAAACGUCAUAAAUACAGAAAAAAUAUAAUCAAUUAA